AUGGCGGCGUGUUUACAAUCGAACAUCCGGCUGAAUCUGAACAAUAUCGUCGGAGGAAAAUGCAGAUCCCUCACCGAUCAGUCUCGCACGCCGUGUCGAAUAAGGUGCGCCGCCGCUUCACCUGGGAAAAAACGGUUCAACAUCGCUCUCCUUCCUGGCGACGGUAUCGGUCCUGAAGUCAUCUCCGUUGCCAAGAAUGUGCUUCAGCAAGCUGGAUCUCUCGAAGGACUGGAGUUCAAUUUCCAGGAGAUGCCCAUCGGAGGAGCAGCCUUGGAUUUGGUCGGAGUGGCCUUGCCGGAGGAAACCUUAUCGGCUGCAAAACAGUCUGAUGCCAUACUUCUUGGAGCUAUCGGAGGGUACAAAUGGGACAACAAUGAGAAACAUCUGAGACCUGAGAUGGCUCUGAUUUACCUUCGGAGAGAUCUCAAAGUCUUUGCUAAUCUGAGACCUGCUUCAGUUUUGCCACAGCUAGUUGAUGCAUCCACCUUGAAGAGAGAAGUAGCAGAAGGUGUUGAUAUGAUGAUUGUAAGGGAGCUUACAGGAGGAAUUUACUUUGGAGAGCCCAGAGGCAUUAAGACCAACGAAAACGGAGAAGAAGUCGGUUUUAAUACAGAGUUUUACGCUGCUCACGAGAUUGACAGAAUUGCUCGUGUUGCAUUUGAGACUGCUAGGAAACGGCGUGGCAAGCUGUGUUCUGUCGACAAAGCCAAUGUGUUGGAUGCAUCAGUAUUGUGGAGGAGAAGAGUAACAGCGUUAGCCUCUGAGUAUCCAGAUGUUGAGCUCUCACAUAUGUAUGUAGACAACGCUGCAAUGCAGCUUAUUCGUGACCCGAAACAGUUUGACACAAUCGUCACCAAUAACAUUUUCGGUGACAUAUUAUCCGAUGAGGCCUCAAUGAUCACUGGAAGCAUUGGGAUGCUUCCAUCUGCUAGUCUCGGUGUAUCGGGACCUGGACUCUUUGAGCCGAUACAUGGUUCUGCGCCAGAUAUAGCUGGUCAGGACAAGGCAAACCCAUUGGCCACCAUUCUCAGCGCAGCGAUGCUUCUGAAAUAUGGACUUGGAGAAGAGAAGGCCGCAAAGAGGAUCGAGGACGCGGUCUUGGAUGCUCUCAACAAAGGGUUUAGAACCGGAGACAUCUACUCCCCCGGAAAUAAACUGGUGGGAUGCAAGGAGAUGGGUGAGGAGGUGCUUAAAUCAGUGGACUCCAGAGUUACAGCUACUGUUUAA
Molecule: messenger RNA, 1227 nt
Organism: Thlaspi arvense
Lineage: Eukaryota; Viridiplantae; Streptophyta; Magnoliopsida; Brassicales; Brassicaceae
Source: the annotation of a GenBank genome assembly